Messenger RNA from Pocillopora meandrina, 1343 nucleotides. The record is from the annotation of a GenBank genome assembly. NCBI's taxonomy places the organism in Eukaryota, Metazoa, Cnidaria, Anthozoa, Scleractinia, Pocilloporidae.
AUGGAGCCUCUAUUAGCAGACUAUGGAUCGCCCUCCAAAGCCACGGUAUACACGGCAUUUGCAGCCAAAGAAAAUGAAUCAGACGUUGUACAGGUCAGGAAAAUAUGGGGAAUACAGAAAUAUUGAUUAUUUUAGAUAUGUGGUGAUGGGGCACACGGGAAUUCAACUUUGAUAAGUAAGUUUCGUGAUGUAUUUAUAUUAGACCGUUAUUGCCAUGCUGGACACAAGGUGGCCUCUUGAUUGGGAUGUUAGGCGUAAGCUCGUAAGCUCGAUAGAUGAACACUGGUCCAGGGUUGUCCCCUACCUGGGUCAUAUACUUUGCUCUUAAUGUGCCUCUCUCCAUCUAUGCAGGAGUGUCAAUGGGUCACAGGAGACUGGAUCAUCUAUGGUGGGCCAGCAUGUCCUCAUUCAUUUGUGAAUGUAAAUGAAGUAAUUGUUGUACUUAUUUAAACUUUUUUUCUCUUCCUCUGCUCAAUAUCAUCGUAGAUCCAGUUGAAUGGUCGUGGCUUAGUGGAUGUUUUGGUGAAUGGGGAAAGAGUUUUUAUCAAAGAAGAGAUAUUAUGUUACACUUGCCAUCGAAGUUCGAUGUCUUUACUCUAGGUUGUCGACAGAGUGUUUCAUAAUUGAUUGAUGGCCCAAGCGUGAUGUGCAUCGGUCUGUAGUCGACAGGAAACAGUGACAAAUCGUAAAUUGGGGAGAAAAACUACGACCCACUGCAGUAUUUGCAACGUGCAUCAAAUUGGUUUGGGCGAACGAUUAUUGGUUACUUAGAGCGGCUCCAUGUAUGACAGACGCGCUUCAAUUAAAACAUAAAAUUUAAUUAUUUGCAGGCAAGCCGGUUAAGGAGGAAAUUAAAGGAAUGAAUAACUGUUACAUAAAGAGAAACUUCUAACAAUAAGGUAAAGCAGAAGCAUAUUGCCUAAAUGUCUAUGCUUCUGAACACAGCUAUAAUAAGUACACUUAACAAGUUAUCUACAUUUGUAAGCCUGGUGCAAUAUGCAGUCGUAAAAGCAAUUUUUUCUAACCUUACUCAUAAAGGUUGCCCUGUGUAUCAAAUGUAUCAAGUUCAGUACCUCUUGAGUCAAAAGUUGAGCUUUUGGGGCUGCAAAGUAAUAAAAUAAGAACCUUGUAUCGGUCUAGCUCUCCAUAGAGUCUCUAUGGCUCAUUACAUGAUAGAACAUUGGAGUGCGGAAUUUGAAGGUCUGAGAUUCGAUUCUUUAUGUGGACUUCCUCAUUUUUUCCUUUGUCCCACGCUCGUUAAAAGACAUAAAAUAUAUUUCUCCACUUCAGUACUGAACGCAAAAUUUACCGUCUUUCCUAUUCUAAUUUUACAAACAAGGUAA